Messenger RNA from Syngnathus typhle (broad-nosed pipefish), 1844 nucleotides. It is a transcript of the gene pus3, whose product is annotated as pseudouridylate synthase 3. Gene Ontology annotation, biological process: tRNA pseudouridine synthesis; mRNA pseudouridine synthesis. The transcript has 8 exons. Gene Ontology annotation, cellular component: nucleus; cytoplasm. NCBI's taxonomy places the organism in Eukaryota, Metazoa, Chordata, Actinopteri, Syngnathiformes, Syngnathidae. The coding region runs from base 299 to 1648 and encodes 449 amino acids. Gene Ontology annotation, molecular function: RNA binding; pseudouridine synthase activity. The record is from RefSeq and is a predicted model, not a curated record.
GAAACCAUGCCGAGACCUUAUCUCUGUUGAAAAUCCAGCAGCAGGCCACGGGGCCGGAGGUAGCGCGGAAGUCACAGUGCAAGCGGGCCUCCUCGCCUUUUCGAACCGCCACGUGCUCCGGCGGGUCGACAAAAUCCACAGGGCCUUUUGUUUGCAAGUCCAACUGAUCUCUACCUGGCCAAAUUGAAGAGGAGGGCGGGGCUACGUGAUUGGCGGAUUCAAAUACGCUGGGACCAAUCACGAGUGAGCAGCUAUGAUUGCUUUCGCCUCACCUGCCACUAACAGGUUUUGAAGAACAAUGUCUGAGACCUUAAUCCAGAGAAUAAAGGAGCUGGAGGAGGAAGUGGAGAAGCUCAAAUCCCAGCUGAAUGGGAACCACACGGAGACCAAUGCAUGUCCCAAUAAUAAUAAGACAAAUGGUAAAAAAGGAAAGAAAGCCUGCAAGGAGCGACCGUUCGACUUUUCCGCACACCCUCGCCGCCACGUUGCUCUGCGUCUAGCCUACUUGGGAUGGGCCUACCAGGGCUUUGCCGUCCAGGAGAACACGGACAACACGGUGGAGGCCAGGCUCUUUGAAGCCCUCCUGAAGACGCGCCUCAUCCAGGAUCGCCAGAGCUCCAACUAUCACCGGUGCGGACGCACAGACAAAGGUGUCAGCGCCUUUUCCCAGGUGAUAACAAUCGACCUGCGCUCCACACAGUAUUCCGGUUUGGGCGUCUCCGUUCCUGAAGACAGUAAACAGGACACCGCCGCCGCCCCAGAGCUUCCCUACGUGAAGAUGCUGAACAGAGUCCUACCUCGGGACAUCCGGAUUUUAGAGUGGGCUCCUGCCGCUGAGGGCUUCAGCGCUCGUUUCGAUUGCCAGUCCCGCACGUACCGCUACUACUUUCCGCGAGGCUCUUUAGAUGUGGCGGCCAUGACGGACGCAGCGAAAAGGUACGAAGGCACCCAUGAUUUCCGUAACCUGUGCAAGAUGGACGUGGGCAACGGCGUCCUGCAGUUUGAGAGGACCAUCCUGUCGGCGACAGUCGAGCCGGCGGACCCCCAACGCGCCGACGGCACGCACCCGCAUGACUUGUUUGUGUUUGAGAUUAAAGGACUCGCCUUCCUCUACCACCAGGUUCGCUGCAUGAUGGCUGUGCUGCUCCUGAUUGGACAGAAGCUGGAAGCCCCAGAAAUUAUCCACAGCCUCCUCGAUGUUCACAAUAACCCCAGAAAGCCGCAAUACAGCAUGGCGGUGGACUACCCGCUGGUCCUCUACGACUGCCACUUUGACGGCCUGAGCUGGAAGCGGGAUGCCGAGGAGCUGGGUCUCGCCAUGUCUUCUCUGCAGCAACACUGGACGGAGAGCGCCGUCAAGGCUCACGUUCUACGCGACAUGAUUCGAGGCUUGGAUGCUACAAGCGGGGUGUCAUCCGGCCUAUGCCUGCUGGUGGAAGGCAGCCGGCAGAGGAAGUACCGGCCCUUGCUGGAGCGUCCACUCUGCGAGAGCUUGGAGUCACGCAUCGAGCACUUUGUCAAGAGAGGCCGGCUGGAGCGGGAGCAGGAUGAAGCCGGUGGAGAAACUCUUCACAAAGGGAAGCGGUCCAAAUACUCCCAAAAUUCAACAGGUGCUGCUGCUGAGGUGGUCAACGCGAGUCCAGAAUAAAAAGUUUUUUUUUUUAAAAAUGGUUUUGUUGAAGGGUCUUUUGUUUCUAUAAAAUAAAAAAAAACACAACUCAUGGUUUGAGUCUUGCUGCAGAGAAAAAUAUUAAAUGACAACUCUUUGUUAAUAUAAUAUAUAUGGAACUCUUUGUUAAUAUAUAUAUGUAUAAAUAUAUAAAUAAAUAAUUAUAAGACAUGAA